CAGUUGAGUCUUUCAGCCAUCAACAUAGAUACGCCCACGCCGCAAGUCACCAGAGAAAGUGCCUCAGGUGCAGCUGGGCUUCAAAUUCACCAUGGCCACACCCUCGUUUACCUCACGAUCCGUCCAUAGCGUCUUUUCGAAAGUUGUCACACCAAAUUAUAUCUGUCGAACAUGCAGAAACCAUCUACAGAGCCGACCGAAGCAGAUUCGCGAAGUUUCGAGUGUCACUACCUCCCCUUCCCUACGGAGAAAGUUGCGUAAUACGGGUUUGCCGCAGCACACCGCUUCCUAUGCUAGCCGCGCCGGGCAAGAUAACAUUCAACCUCGCGAGUUUCUGGGCGAAGAAGCACCACUGGUGGAAAUGGAACCAUACAACGAGGCGCGGAGUUGGGAAGGUCUCGAACACGUAGGACACAAGGGACACUGGAAGGAUCUCCCUGCACGACCCCAGGAUAAAUUCGACCCAUGGCUUUCACAAUCCGUUUCGCCGGUCUCAGACCGAACAGAAUUCCUGAAGCAUCUAUAUGUCGCAAUUGUCGAGACUCUUGCAGCCAAACAGGCAGCCCGUGUGCCAACGAGUGUCAAAGGUGUUCCCACCAGGAUAGAUACAUUGAAAAUUGCCCUUACACCGUCUGGCAUGUUGUCGCACUUGGAAGAUCCCACAGGCAUAUUGAGCCAGCGUGUAGUGUGGCGGUCAAAGCAAGUCUCGCCAGAAGCCAUCCAGCAGUUGUCCGACGCUAGGUUCGACUUUAACAGGCCUAUCACAUUCACGAUUCUGAAGCAAUUUUCUCAACUCUCACACCACCGAGUACCGGAUCCGAUUCUGAACACUGUGAUUCGCAACAACAAAACAGUGGCCGAAUUUGUCAGUCUCCUUACCGAGUCUGCGAAACCCAAACCAGUCAAGACUGCGGACGUUUUGAUCGCGAAACAGCAAAAAGCUCUUGAUCUCGCUGCAGUUGCAAGACAAAUGGAGGCCAGCAAGCCAAGAAGAAAGCCCCUCGGUCCCAACGUGAUGGUCCUUUCGAGGCGCGAAACGCCCGUUGAUAAAGAGAAGGAGACAGGCAGGUGGAAAGUCAUUGAGCGGGAGCUCAAGUCAAGAGGCUUGCCGGUGUUGGGUCGUAAACCUCUGGUGCCGCAGAAUGAAUCCGAAUGGGUUCAGACACUUUGAGCACCC
This is a messenger RNA of Exophiala viscosa, 1177 nucleotides long. RefSeq lists its product as uncharacterized. Bases 92 to 1171 code for a protein of 359 amino acids. Lineage: Eukaryota; Fungi; Ascomycota; Eurotiomycetes; Chaetothyriales; Herpotrichiellaceae. The transcript is spliced from 3 exons. The record is from RefSeq and is a predicted model, not a curated record.